AAUCUUAAAUUUCGAGGUGGGUGUCGACCCAGAGACUUAUCCAAAAUUUGAGUGCUCUUACUGAGUCAAAUUUAACAAAUAAGACAGUGUGGCUUGUCUAUAUCUCCAUGUAAAUUAUUCCACAGGUCGUUGCUUGCCGUCUCUGUUACAAAAGACUUGACUACAAUCCAAACGCGCGCGCGUAGUCUUCUCGUCCCAUUUCAAGCUCUCCCACUCUCCAAAAGCUUGCCGUGCGCUCUAGUUCUUAGACCCCUUCGCGUUUUGGGUUGGUUGAUUGUAAAAUGAAGGAUCAGUGGAGGUUCAAUCGGUUUAGAGACCCUUUGGGGGUUGUGGGUGUGGUGGUUGUGUGGUUGCUGUUUCAGAAUCUGAGCUUGUGUUGGUCUUUGAAUGAUGAAGGUUUGGCGCUUUUGAGGUUUAGAGAGAGAGUAGUGAGUGACCCAUUUGGUGCUUUGUCGAACUGGAAUGAUGAAGAUGGAGAGAUUGACCCUUGCUCUUGGUUUGGGGUUGAAUGCUCAGAGGGAAAAGUUGUGGUCUUGAACUUGAAAGAUCUUUGUCUUGGAGGAACGUUAUCACCUGAGCUCAGAAACCUUGUUCAUAUAAAGUCUAUUAUUUUGCGCAACAACUCCUUUAUGGGGAUAAUUCCUGGAGGGAUCGGAGAGUUGAAGGAACUGGAGGUGUUAGACUUGGGAUAUAAUAACUUCAGUGGAACACUUCCAGUAGACCUUGACAGUAAUUUUUCAUUGAGAAUCCUGCUACUAGAUAACAACAGGCUCCUUAGUAUCUUAGCUCCUGAGAUUUAUGCACUGGAGAUGCUUUCCCAAUAUCAAGUCGACGAAAACCAACUUUCUGGUGCAACCAGAGAAUCAUCGUGCAAAGAAAGAACCAUUUCAAGGAACCUUGCUAAUACUGAACACUCCUACCAUGGAAGACAGCUGGUGGAAGUAAAUCGUCCUAGCUUGAAUCCUCCCAAGAAAUAUACUCCUAGAUCUGCACCUGCAUCUUCACCUUCACCUUCACCUUCACCUUCUGUUCCGCCCCCACCAACCACACCUGCUUCUCCACCUUCAGUUUCCUCUCCUGAGCCUUCCCCCCAAGAAAGUCCCCCAAAGGAAAGUUCCAGUCAUCGUGUUGCAAUAAUGGCUGGAGCCAUAGGCGGUGGUGGUUCUCUUGUAAUUUUAGUUGUUGGGUUGUAUUUCUAUGGACGCAACAAGGUAGCUACUGUCAAACCUUGGGCCACAGGAUUAAGCGGGCAGCUUCAGAAAGCCUUUGUAACUGGUAUUGCUUCUUUCGUAAUGGAGAAAAUUGAUCUCUGUGUACCAAAUCUUAAGAGAUCGGAGAUUCAAGCGGCUUGUGAAGAUUUCAGUAAUGUUAUAGGUACUUCUUCACCGAUGGGUACAGUGUACAAAGGAACAUUAUCCAGUGGUGUCGAAAUUGCUGUGGCUUCUCUCGCAGCAACAUCUGCCAGUGGUUGGGGCAACAAUUUAGAGUUGCAGUUUAGGAAGAAGAUCGACACAUUAUCGAAAGUGAACCACAAGAAUUUUGUCAGCCUUAUUGGAUAUUGCGAGGAAGAAGAGCCUUUCACUAGAAUGAUGGUUUUUGAAUAUGCUCCCAAUGGCACACUUUUCGAGCAUUUACACAUAAAAGAAGCUGAGCACCUGGACUGGAGAAUGCGAAUGAGAAUCUCAAUGGGAAUGGCCUACUGCCUUGAGCAUAUGCACCAGCUGAAGCCACCUAUAGCUCACAACAACUUGACUUCUUCAGCUGUCCAGCUAACCGAGGAUUAUGCACCGAAGGUCUCAGAAGUCACUUUCUGGAAUGAGAUAGCUGAAGCCGAGAAACAAUCAUCUGGCUCAAGACUUUCUGAUGCACAAUCAACAAGCCUGGAAAGUAAUGUGUACAGUUUUGGUGUAAUUUUGUUUGAAAUCGUGACAGGUAGACUCCCUUAUUCAGUAGACAAUGGCUCACUUGAAGACUGGGCUUCUGACUAUUUGAGAGGGGAGCAUCCCUUCAAGGGAAUGGUUGAUCCAACUCUAGAAUCUUUCCAAGAGGAGCAGCUGGAGCGAAUUGGAGAAGUAAUAAGAAUUUGUGUCCAUCCUGACCCGAGACAAAGACCGCCAAUGAGAGACGUCACUGCAAGGCUGAGAGAGAUAACUGGACUUACACCUGAUGCAGUAUCCCCGAAACUCUCCACUCUUUGGUGGGCAGAGCUUGAACUUAUGUCUGCAGAUGCAAGCUAGAAGCUUAAGAGCAGAUUGUAGGUAUGAAUUCUACUUGUAUAUAACUGAGAGAGUGGCAAAUCUAGUUAAUCUGUACCCUUAAUGUUUCUUGUUCAACUGUAAAAUGUAAAAAAAACAAAAAAAAAGAACCGAAAAUCACAGCUUGUGGAAUAGUAUAUUUGUUCAUUCAACUAUGAUGAACUUUCUUCAAUGGCAGAGCACCUUUAUUGA
This is a messenger RNA of Rosa chinensis, 2447 nucleotides long. Its product is annotated as probable inactive receptor-like protein kinase At3g56050. NCBI's taxonomy places the organism in Eukaryota, Viridiplantae, Streptophyta, Magnoliopsida, Rosales, Rosaceae. Gene Ontology annotation, biological process: protein phosphorylation. Gene Ontology annotation, molecular function: ATP binding; protein kinase activity; protein binding. Bases 282 to 2237 code for a protein of 651 amino acids. The record is from RefSeq and is a predicted model, not a curated record. The transcript has 10 exons.